AUGAGAAAUACAUACAUUUGAAUGGAUUUAGAGGUCAAAGGAGUGGCCGCAUCUAGGAGCCAACCUCGCCUGUUUUCUCGACGAAAGAAUUCACUACAAUUAAAGCAAGGAUGGACUUCCAGAUCAUGGGCAAUCCAGCAUCCAUGCCUACCUGUGGUCCCGCCGCUUGAUUUGGGAAGCCUUGUUGACUCUGAUGAGGAGGAUAAUUUUUCACAAGCACCAUGUAGUACAAUGCGUGCUCAUCUCAAGCCACCACAGUUACCUUCUGCUCUGGGUUGGGUUAUGCCGUGUCAAAGACCAUAUAUUCAACGUCAUCUAAACGAAGUGGAACAGGACAUAAUUCCUGAGGAUUUGCCAGCACCAACAGGCAAGUACAAGCUAAAGUAUCAGCAAUAUGCGACUGACAUGAAAGAAGGUUAUAAACAGUACCUUCAGAGGAUGGCAGAAAAGGCAAAAGCCGCUCGAAUGCCGGACACUUUAAAACUCAAAGUGAAUGAAGAGUGUGAUCAGGUUGAAGAAGCCAGUGUGGAUGACCUUGUGACUUUGGACAGGAAAGCCCUCCUACAGCAAGGCUAUGCAGAUAGCCCUUACCGUAUAAGGAACAGCGCAAGGAAAUCAGAUGCGGAAACCGUGGCUGUAGAGAAGAAGAAGCAAAUUGUUGCCGAGCAAAUGAUGAUCGACCACUUAUCCAGGGCUGUCAUCAGCGAUCCAGAACAAAGUUUAAACACCGAGGAACAAGAGAGUUCUCAUGUCCCUCCAGACUCAGAGAGGGUGCCACUUCGAGUUAGGAGACGAACUCUCCAUGAAACGAAGGUGAGAACCACCUCCACAUUAACAGAGAAUGACCUUUCUCAGAAAGUAGAAUUUGAUGGGAGGGUCUUAUCAAGAAAUGGACGUGAUGCCUGCAGAGAACUGAUUGGGUUUUUCUUUACCCAUGACCAGUCGCUAACCGUGUAUGAAUAUCGAAAGUUCGGGAAAAACAGAACAAAUGUGCUUCCUUUUAUUAAAAAAGGCAUUUAUAGUCAUCAGUGUGGACGAAGACAGGGAAAGCAGUAUCGGCUUGGUGACUUCUACACCGGUGCAACUUUGACAUUUUUGAGCUGUGAUCAUCCUAGCCUUCCAAAGAGCAUAAAGGAAAAUAUAUUAUUUAGACUUCGAAUUACAAAUAUUGAUCAAAUAGCUUUGAGUUCUCUGAAAACUACCUCUGAGGAAGAUGGGGAGGACACAAUCAGUCAGGAGGCUCAGGAUCGGCUGGUACUACAGGCCAUUCAGGAUAAACUCAAAGAACAACUCCACAAGAGAGGUGCUCGUAUUUUGACUGGAUUGGGAAAAUACUUUCAACACGUGGACAAGGAAGGAAGCGGGCUCUUAGAAAAGGCAGAUUUUCAGCGAGCUCUGAAAGCCUUUCACUUAGAGGUGUCUGAACAGGACUUUGAGUCUUCCUGGCUAAUUCUGCAAGGCAAUGGCCCUGGCAAGAACACGGUUGAUUAUGGAGACUUCAAACGUGCCAUUUUUGGUGAAAUGAAUGAAUAUAGGAAAUCAUUUGUUCGCAAGGUCUUCAUGAAACUGGAUUUCAACAAAACUGGCAUUGUGUCCAUUAUAGACAUAAGAAAGUGUUACUGUGCCAAGAAGCAUCCACGUGUGAUUUCAGGGCAUUCAACAGAGGAGGAAAUCAAAUCAUCUUUUCUAGAGACAUUAAGAGAUGCCUGCAGCAAGCCUGAUGAAGUUUCAUAUGGUGAAUUUGAAGAUUACUAUGAAGGCCUAAGUAUAGGGAUAACAGAUGACGAAGAUUUUGUUAGCAUCUUACGUAUUCCAUGGGGAAUUUAGUUUUUUAAUAGUGCACAGUCUCAAAGGCACCAAGUAUUUUAUAGAAAAGGUGAAUUUUAUAUCAAAUGUGAUUAACUUGUAAUAUACCUUUUCUAAGGUUUUUAAAUUUUUUUUUCAAAAAUAGUUGAGUCUGGUAAGACUUACUUAGAAAUAGAUGUGGAUAUGUGUUUGUGAGCACAUGUGCUUACCUGUCCAAAUGUUUAUAAAGACAGAUCUUUUGUGUUACUCCUUAUCCUUAUAUUUUAGAAAAGUAGUUAAAAAUUAGCCUUAAUAGAAAAGUAACACCCUCAUUAAACUAUGUGAGGACUUGUAUAUAGUAAUCAAAUUAUUAAUGUAUAUACAAAAGCAAUGUCUAAAUCUGUAUGAUUGUAGGUGUUUUCUGUGCAUUAUAUUUUGAGUGGUUGGUGUUUAUCCCUUAGUGUUUGUUUAAAAGACUUGUCAUAUAUAUAUUUGUCUUCAAAAUUACAUACUACUCUUUGUUCAAUGGGAAAAAUUACACUGUGUUUUUUACUUUAAUUGUCAUAUUAUCUGUAUACAAAUGGUACUUACAUAUAAAUAAAAUGUAGAAAAUAUUGGAAUGUAGAAAUAUUUCCUUAGACUAUUAAAUGAAAAAUUCAAGGAUAAUUCAACAAUAAGACAAAGUGUAAAAGCAUAUUUUGUGGCACAGAAUGGAGAUGUGAUAUUAUUCUAGGCACCUCUUUUUGGUAUAAUAAACAGUCAGAUUGUUUUCUUCUAAA
This is a messenger RNA of Peromyscus eremicus (cactus mouse), 2564 nucleotides long. It is a transcript of the gene Caps2, whose product is annotated as calcyphosine 2. The transcript is spliced from 17 exons. NCBI's taxonomy places the organism in Eukaryota, Metazoa, Chordata, Mammalia, Rodentia, Cricetidae. Gene Ontology annotation, molecular function: calcium ion binding. The record is from RefSeq and is a predicted model, not a curated record.